GACCGGAAUCAGCAUCAUUAAGAACUUCUUGGUCUACAACAACGGUAGACCCAUCAACAACUUGAUCCAAACCAUCAUGACCACCUACCAGUUCCAGAUUUUGUUGGUCAAGCUCCCAGCAUACGAUACCAGUUUCUUGGGCGAGUUGAUCUCGAAUCUCGAGAGCUUGGCAGUGGUUUUCGGCACCUUGCCUGAAACUGUCCCUAACUUGCGGGUACUCAGAACCCAGUACUACACGCUCAUGGACUUUAUCAAGCUUGACUUGUUGCCAAUGUUGAAUCAUAAGAAAAUCGACAACAAAGUCAUAAACUACCCGGUUGAUUGCAUCUACAACUUACUCAAAAAGUGGUACACCAUCUUCCCGUCUGCGAGCUUCUUACCAGUCACCCCCCAUAACGACUUGGUCACCUCAGACUUGAGGUCCACCAUAUUUUCGUACUACUACGUGGUGGGGGCUGCUUUGCGAGUUUGCUUCCCCCAAACGCCAUACUUGUUCGGGGUCAGCUUUGCAACCCUUCAGACGUAUGCGGCCAGGAGGUUUUUCGAGAUCUCUCCCUCCGUGAACUCGCUCAAUAUCGGCACAAACUUGCAAGAUUCGUUACAGCGUCAUAACUACUAUGCGUUGAGGUUGUACUCAUUUUUGCGGCACCGGGUACGGAUAUUCAUAAAGGGAAUAGAGUGGGAGUCGGAGUUUCCUGAGGACCGGUCUGCCAAUAGAGCUUUUAAAAACGUCAUGGAAGUGCCCAUCAAAUCGUUUGCCGAUACGUUGGUGAGACCCGAGCAUUAUGCCACCAUCAGAUAUGAGGACAGGGAACCGGGCCACCGGUUUGUGCGAACGGACGAGACGAUGAUUCUGCAGCUUUAUGCCCGGAACAUCGAGACGUUGAAAUUUUUUGACGGCAACUGUGUGCUUCAGUUUGACUACCAGUCGAUGGCUCUUUUAAGAGAUUAUCGACCCAUUCCCAGCACCGGCAUCGUCAACUUCCCUGACAUCACCGUGACUGACUUGGACUACUAUAUGGAAGACAGACGUCAUAUCAUCAGGAACUUCAAACAAAAUGUAUAGCGUAAUGAACACCCUUUUCGC
Yamadazyma tenuis ATCC 10573 is the source of this 1087-nucleotide messenger RNA. RefSeq names its product Zcf17p (gene ZCF17). The record is from RefSeq and is a predicted model, not a curated record. Gene Ontology annotation, biological process: regulation of transcription by RNA polymerase II. Gene Ontology annotation, molecular function: zinc ion binding; DNA-binding transcription factor activity, RNA polymerase II-specific. NCBI's taxonomy places the organism in Eukaryota, Fungi, Ascomycota, Pichiomycetes, Serinales, Debaryomycetaceae.